AUGACAGGUGCAGCUGAUUGCGCAAUCAGAAAUGCAAAUAACUUUCAGGAAAUUAACAAAGUGAAACUAAAAAAAAAAUGUCUUUUACUGGAAAGGCUUUUUCGUCAUGGAGACCGUGCCCCUAUAGCCUUGUAUAAAAAUGAUCCAAAUGCAAAGGUCCAUUGGCCUGGUGGACUGGGGAAGCUUACUCGAGCAGGAAAGAAGCAUCAUUAUGCGCUUGGUAAAUUUCUUCGCUCCAUGUACAAGACUUAUUUAACGUCCAAUCCCAAAGAGGUGAUUGUGAACAGUUCGGCAGUAGACCGCUGCGUAAGAGGUGCUGAAGUGACCGUGGCAGCUCUCUAUGAGCCCGAAGGGAUAUGGAAAUUUGAAGACGAUCUCAUAUGGCAGCCGAUUCCCAUUUAUUACCUUCCAGAGGAUCAAGAUAAAUACAUGGUUUACCGAAGCGCCUGCCCUCGAGGAUUCCAGGAAUCAGCGAGAUUGAUUAAUUCCGAAGAAAGGCUGGAGCUUAUCAGAAAACAUCAGAAAAUGCUUGAAGAGGUGUCAAAUUAUACAGAAAUGGAUAUUUCUAGAGAGAUGAUUUUGUUUCUUUACGAUACUCUGAAUAUUGAGAAAACGCACAACCUUACCAUCCCAACUUUGAUAGAUAAUUAUUAUGACGAGAUUCAAGAAUUUGCAGAAGAAACAUUUAAGAUCUUUUUUGGAUCCGACCUUAUACUGAGGCUGCGUAUAGGUCCUUUUCUUCAAAAAAUAAGUGAAAAUAUGAAGAAGAAAAUAAAUGGGGAUAUACCCGACUUGAAAAUCCAACUGUAUUGCGCACAAGAUGUUAAUCUGAAUGCAGUUUUCGCUGCUUUGAAUUUUACGAAUAUGCCACGAGCCCCGUACUGCGCUACUCUGCUGUUUGAGCUGCACGAAAUGGCUGAUGCUUUAAUGGCUGUCCGAUUGCUCUACUUGAAUUCGACGGAUCCACUGACCAUGGGGGAACCUCAUGUUCUGAUUCUGGAUGACUGCUCGGAAUACUGCCCCUUGUCGAACUUCACCAAAAAGUUCCAGCGCUUGAUACCGGAUAACUGGGAACAGGAAUGCCGCACUAGCACAUCGGAUUCCAGAAUGUAUGAGUGGAAGCCGAGCUUUGAAGCCCGACAACGUGUAGCAGACAGAAACUUUAUAGAAAAGUUUCCAAGAGUUCCUACACCCAGUCAACACCAGUUCCAGGAAAACACGUCCAGUUUCGUAGAUGCCUCACAAACAUGUAGGACAGAUACUCAAAUGUUGGAGUCGCCAAAAACGCUUCAUUAACACUUCCAAUUUUCCAGUGGUAGAUGCAAUUUUGAGUAACUUAUGUAAAUAUUACAGCAAAGAAAUUGAAACGAUGCUGUAAGUCAACACUUUGUUUCAUAUCAGAUUUAGGUGUCCAUUUCUUAUGCUUAUGCCUCAUUUCCAUUCUUAUAUUCCUAUAUAAAUGAAAUGCUUGUUUUAAUAUGCUGUAUCAUUCUUUAGUUUGUCU
This is a messenger RNA of Argiope bruennichi, 1504 nucleotides long. Its product is annotated as testicular acid phosphatase homolog. The transcript is spliced from 11 exons. Gene Ontology annotation, molecular function: phosphatase activity. NCBI's taxonomy places the organism in Eukaryota, Metazoa, Arthropoda, Arachnida, Araneae, Araneidae. Bases 1 to 1296 code for a protein of 431 amino acids. The record is from RefSeq and is a predicted model, not a curated record. Gene Ontology annotation, biological process: dephosphorylation.